AUGAGAGCAUACUGGUACGACAACGAAGCGGGCGAUCAACGCCAGCCCCACGACUCCGGCCGAGAAGUCCACGCGGAAUACCUGUCACAGCUCGGCGUCCUAUACUGCCGCUUCGCAGACGAGAAAGAUGUCGAUAAGCUGGCAGAAGAGAGGAGUUACAAGAACCGCGAUGUAAUUACCGUUUCUCCGGAGAAGAUGGGCGAUGUUUACGAGGAGAAGGUCAAGUCGUUCUUUCAUGAGCAUUUGCACGAAGAUGAGGAGAUUCGGUAUAUUAGGGACGGGGCUGGGUUCUUUGACGUGAGGAGUGAGGGCGACGAGUGGGUGAGGAUAUAUUUGGAGAAGGAUGACUUGAUUAUACUUCCUGCGGGGAUUUAUCAUCGAUUUACCACGGAUACGAACAACUAUAUCGUGGCUAUGAGGCUUUUCAAGGAGGAGCCAAAGUGGACGCCGCUGAAUCGUGGGCCGGAAGUCGACGUCAACCCAUUCCGUAAAGAAUACUUGCAGACUCGGCAGGCUAUUCCAAGCCAAUAG
This is a messenger RNA of Venustampulla echinocandica, 531 nucleotides long. RefSeq names its product 1,2-dihydroxy-3-keto-5-methylthiopentene dioxygenase. The record is from RefSeq and is a predicted model, not a curated record. The transcript is spliced from 4 exons. Gene Ontology annotation, molecular function: acireductone dioxygenase [iron(II)-requiring] activity. Lineage: Eukaryota; Fungi; Ascomycota; Leotiomycetes; Helotiales; Pleuroascaceae. The coding region runs from base 1 to 531 and encodes 176 amino acids.